CUCCUCUCUCCAUCCAAGGCUGCGGAUCUGAGGUGAGGGACUCGCUCUGCGUGGCGGGUCUGAUCUUCCCCACAUAGCUGCAGGUGUGUGCGGGACGCUCAGGUGGAAACGCUCAUCUGAUGAAAGUCAUUGAUCGGUCGGGCUGUGACGUCACUCAGGCCGCCGUGGCAGGUAGAAGGUGUCCGGCCGCUUGGGAGGGAAAGGAGCGGCUGGUAAACAGGAAGUCAGGGGGAGUCAUGUGACCCAGAGAGAGGUGGAGAAGGGAGAGGGGGGGCUAUCUGGAUCACGUGACCAGGGGGUCAGGGGGGUCACGUGAUCCCCCUGGUCACAUUCCUGCUGAUGUUUCACCAAACAGAUACAGUUUCCCUCCAUGGAGGGCAUGAAAACUUUCUCUCUGCCCAGGCUGAAAUGUUUGUUCUCACAUGAAUGUUGUCUGGUUGCCCAUCAUGCAGAGCAUCAUGGGUAAUAGCGACAGCGUGAUGGUGCAGAAGCGGAUGGCCCGGUUCCGUCCAGAGGAGCGGUCCGUGAUCGACGGUGCGUUCGAGCGUCUGCAGGCCGGCGGCCCGGGGAAGACGCUCCAGCUGGAGGCGCUGCAGGCGUCCCUGGGGGCCCUGGUCCCUGUUGCCAUGGUGACCAGGACGUUCUGGGGCCUGUGCAGCAUCGAGCCGGGACGGGCGGAACCGGGACGGGCCGGCGCCACCCCGGGGCCGGACCGGGAGCAGCUGACGGUUUUCCUGGCAGACGUCCUGCGGGGGACGGCAGAGGAGCGCGCGCCGCUGGUCAUGGCCAUGUCCCACAAUGCAGCGGGGCGGCCGCAGGCGGUCAGCUGCCAGCAGGUGGCGGCGUUCCUGGAGGACCUGAUCACUGCUGUAGUUCACAUCCUGACCAGCAGGGGGCGCCUGCAGGGCUGGAGGCAGCAGCAGAUGGGCGACACGGCGCUGGGGGUCAAGCUGCUGGCAGAGCAGAUGACCUCUGACCUCAGACCGUCAGACCCGGCGACCUGCGACCUGUCCUGUCUGGAGGACUGGGUCUUCCGGGUGUCCCAGGUCUCCCAGUACCUGGAGGUUCUGGUGGCCGAGGGCCUGAACGUUUCCCUGAGAGGCCGGACGGCGCCGGACCUGCUGCCGCCGUGCCGGGACACGGACUGGACCCACCUGACCGUUCUGCUGGAUGUACCCACGCUCAUGUUCCUGGCUCCACAGCUGCCAGACGGCUGCAGCGCCCCCUGGAGGCUGGUCUUCUCCACGCAGCUGCACGGGGAGAGCUUCACCAAGAUGGUCGCCGCUCUGCAGCACCACGGGCCCACGAUGCUGCUGCUGCGGGACACCCGGGGCCACGUGUUCGGGGGCUACGCCUCCACCGCCUGGGAGCUCAAGCCCCAGUUCCAGGGUGACUCCAGAUGCUUCCUGUUCUCGGUUUUCCCCACGCUGAGGGUUUACACGGCGACAGGAUACAACGAACACUUCAUGUACCUGAACCAGCACCAGCAGACGAUGCCCAACGGACUGGGCAUGGGGGGUCAACACGACUACUUCGGCCUGUGGCUGGACAGCGACUUCGGCCGCGGUCACAGCCGCGCUCGCCCCAAAUGCACGACGUACGGAAACCCGCAGCUGUCGGCCGACGAGGACUUCGUCCUGGACGCUGUGGAGGUUUGGGCCGCAGGGAACCUGCCGGCGCCGCCCGAGGACGAGGAAGAGAAGGAGGGGAAGAAGAGCAUCCUGAAGGUGGAUCUGGAGGUCCAGGCCAUGAUGGAGCUGACGGGGAAGACUCUGCACAGCGAGGGCUUCAAUGAGCUGCAGGAAGACUUUGACUAGGCCAUGUGCGGCUGCAUGGACAGGAGGCGAUGCGUUCUGCUUCCUCACCCCCAGGUUGUUGUUCCAGUUGGAUCUUCGGCCCCCUUCAGGUCUCCAGGUUGAACUGCAGUUCAGCCCCUCCCCCACCCGUUACUGGCAGCAGUCCUGUUUGCAUGCGACUCCCCUGACUGUAGAAGAGUUUCUGGAUGUUGAAUAGUUGAUGGUUAAUCUGUGAGAAUCAGAGUAUUAGUUUUGGUGUCCAAAGUGUGGCCCGGGGCCUUUGUGGCUCUAGAAAUGAUUUUGUUUGGCCCCUGACCACAAGUCAAGAAAUGUAAAAAUUUUGGCCAAUUUCAGUUUCCAAACUGACAUUUUGGAAAAUAUCUGUUUUUCUUUUAAUAAGCCAACAGUCCGAAGGUCUUUUUAUGUAAAACACAAAACCUGACCAAGUACUUACAGUUUGUAGCACAAAAGUUUUAAUAAGAAAUAAGGACCAAUAAUUUAACUCAUAACGAGACGCUGAAAUAAUCUGCUAACUUUUUCACCAAAUUUUAAUGUUAGUUAGUUUUGUCUUAUUUCAUGUCUGCUGAGAUGUUUGCUCUAGAAACUUUAAAUACUUGGUCAGAUUUAGUGUUUUUGCAGUUUCAACAGAUUUCAUUAAAAAUACUUUUGUUGAGCAGGUAAAACUAAAAAAGAAAAAAAUUUAAUAAUCACAAAUUUUUGCAUUUUUAAUUCAAUGACAUUUAGCUGCUUUAAAUUAGUCCGUUUUGGCCCCCAGGGCAAAAAGUUUGGGCCCCUGAUUCAAUGGUUGAUGAGUUGAAGCAAAAAGAGCUGCAGCUGCUGCUGACCCGGUCCAGAACCAGUCCAGUACAGAACCUGCCCGGAUCCGGCUCCUCGCCUGCUGAUGGGUUUUUAUGGUUUAAAUGAAGAAAGUUUUGGGUUUUCUGCUCAAUGAAUAUUUCUGCAGCGUUUCUUUGGGUUAUUUUUUUUAUCUUGGGUAAUUUAAGAGACAAAAGAGCUUCAGCUGAUCUAUCUGAUGGAUUUCUACCUCAAAUCUGUUUCAGUCUGAAACUUUCUGCUGGUUUUUCAUUGCUUGUGGUUAAUAUCUUAUCCUGUGUGUGUGUGUGUGUGUGUGUGUGUGUGGUGAUUAUUGCAGUGCUGUAUCGAUGUAGUAAAGGUCCUGAUCAACGUGACUUUCUGUCUCUCUUCUCGUUUCUGAGCCGGACGCUUCAGGUGACUGAAGGAGUUUUUAUGAAGGAGCAUCAGAGGAACAGUGGCAGAAUAAAAUGCACACCACA
Xiphophorus hellerii (green swordtail) is the source of this 3091-nucleotide messenger RNA. RefSeq names its product MTOR associated protein, eak-7 homolog (gene meak7). The transcript is spliced from 8 exons. The record is from RefSeq and is a predicted model, not a curated record. Gene Ontology annotation, cellular component: nucleus. Gene Ontology annotation, biological process: response to oxidative stress; TOR signaling. NCBI's taxonomy places the organism in Eukaryota, Metazoa, Chordata, Actinopteri, Cyprinodontiformes, Poeciliidae. The coding region runs from base 423 to 1817 and encodes 464 amino acids.